Messenger RNA from Mobula hypostoma (lesser devil ray), 10461 nucleotides. RefSeq names its product CASP8 and FADD-like apoptosis regulator. Gene Ontology annotation, molecular function: protein binding; cysteine-type endopeptidase activity. Bases 2586 to 4139 code for a protein of 517 amino acids. NCBI's taxonomy places the organism in Eukaryota, Metazoa, Chordata, Chondrichthyes, Myliobatiformes, Myliobatidae. The transcript has 10 exons. The record is from RefSeq and is a predicted model, not a curated record. Gene Ontology annotation, biological process: regulation of apoptotic process; proteolysis.
GUACUAAAUAGCAUGCUAUUCACACUACCCGUUGAAGGACAUUGUAAAAAAUAACAUGUAGGCCAUUUGGCCAAGACUUUGUGAUUUUCUGAAAUUUCACUUCAGACUUUUUACAGCAUAUCACUUAUGUAAAUCAUGAAUGGUGCAAUUUACAAAAGGAAAUUAUUCCUGGAAAAAUGUUUUGUUGAAUGAGAUUUUCUAAGUUGAUAGGGUUGAGGUAAAUCCAUUUAUGUUUUUUACAAUGUCUUUCUACUGACAGUGAGAUGUGUGCUGUUUGUUAUACUGUAAUGAAAAAAUAGAAAUCAAAGACGUGCCCCAGAGUUAGUGACAUUAUUACAAAAAAUAUAUUGAACAUUUAUAAAUCAAGGAAUACUUCCUUUCCACAGGCAUUGACUGUGCCUCUCCCUGACAAGGAUAUGUAUCAGUCCCUAUAUAUCUCCAUCCCCCACCAGGAAGGUCUCAAAGCUCUCCACGUCUUUUUGGAUUCCAGACCUAACCAGUUCCCCUCUACCACCACUCUCGUUUGUCUAACAGAAUUAGUCCUUACUCCUAACAAUUUCUCCUUUGGCUCCUCCCACUUCCUCCAAACUAAAGGUGUAGCCAUGGGCACCUGUAUGGGUCCCAGCUAUCCCUGUCUUUUUGUUGGCUUUGUGGAACAAUCCAUGUUCCAAGCCUAUACUGGUAUCUGUCCCCCUCUUUUCCUUUGCUACAUCGACGACUGCAUUGGCACUCCUUCCUGCACGCAUGCUGAGCUCGUUGACUUAAUUAACUUGCCUCCAACUUUCACCCUGCCCUCAAGUUUACCUGGCCCAUUUCUGACACCUCCCUCUCCUUUCUUGAUCUUUCUGUCUCUAUCUCUGGAGACAGCUUAUCUACUAAUGUCUACUAUAAGCCUAUGAACUCUCUCAGCUAUCUGGACUAUUCCUCUUCUCACCCUGUCUCUUGCAAAAAUGCCAUCCCCUUCUCGUAAUUCCUCCGUCUCCGCUGCAUCUGCUCUCAGGAUGAGGCUUUUCAUUCCAGGACAAAGGAGAUGUCUUCCUUUUUUAAAGAAAGAGGCUUCCCUUCCUCCACCAUCAACUCUGCUCUUAAACGCAUCUCUCCCAUUUCACGCACAUCUGCUCUCACCCCAUCCUCCUGCUACCCCACUAGGAAUAGGAUUCCCCUUGUCCUAACCUACCACCCCACCAGCCUCCGGGUCCGACGGAGAAUUCUCCUUAACUUCCGCCACCUCCAAUGGAAUCCCACCAACAAGCACAUCUUUCCCUCCCACCCCCCCCUUCUGCUUUCCGCAGGGAUCGCUCCCUACGUGACUCCCUUGUCCACUCGUACCCCCCAUCCCUUCCCACCGAUCUCCCUCCCGGCACUUAUCCUUGUAAGCAGAACAAGUGCUACACGUGCCCUUACACUUCCUCCCUCAUCACCCUUCAGGGCCCCAGACAGUCCUUCCAGGUGAGGCAAAACUUCACCUGUGAGUCGGCUGGGGUGAUAUACUGCGUCAGGUGCUCCCGGUGUGGCCUUUUAUAUGUUGGUGAGGCCCGACGCAGGCUGGGAGAGUCUUUCACUGAACACUUAUGCUCUGUCCGCCAGAGAAAGCAAGAUCUCCCAGUGGCCACACAUUUUAAUUCCAGGCCCCAUUCCCAUUCUGAUAUGUCUAUCAACGGCCUCCUUUACUGUCAAGAUGAAGCCACACUCAGGUUGGAGGAACAAUACCUUAUAUUCCGUCUGGGUAGCCUCCAACCUGAUGGCAUGAAUAUUGACUUCUCUAAUUUAUGUUAAUGCCCCUCCUCCCCUUCACACCCCAUCCCUUAUUUGUUUAUUUAAUAAUUUUUAAUAGUUUUUAUUUUUCCCCCUUUUUUUCUCUCUUUCUUUCUCCCUCUGUCCCUCUCACUAUAACUCCUUGCCUCUCACUAUAACUCCUUGCCUGCUCUCCAUCCUCCGGGCUCCCCUUCCCCAAGCUUCCCGUCCCAUGAUCCUCGUAUCCCUUUUGCCAAUCAACUUUCCAGCUCUUAGAUCCACCCCUCCCCUCCUGUCUUUUCCUAUCAUUUCGGAUCUCCCCCUCCCCCUCCUACUUUCAAAUCUCUUACUAUCUCUUCUUUCAGUUAGUCCUGACAAAGGGUCCCAACCCGAAACAUCGACUGUACCUCUUCCUAGAGAUGCUGCCUGGCCUGCUGCGUUCUCCAGCAUUUUUUGUGUGUGUUGCUUGAAUUUCCAGCAUCUGCAGAUUUCCUCGUGUAUAUGAACCAGAUAUGUUUGUUUGGUUUCACUCCUGUGGAUAUUCUGUUAGUAUACCUUAGUGUUCGUAAAGGACUUGUUAUAUUUUUAUUAACAAUCCAGCAUAGUUCAAUUUCUUUCUAUAGAUGUUAUACAGUAUUGUACGUUGAGCCUACUAGGGGAGCAGCUAUACUGGAUUGGGUGUUACGUAAUGAACCGGAGAUGAUUAUGGAGCUUGAGGUCUCUGGAUUUUUUCUGGCUGAAAAAGAGAAGUUGGUGGCGUCAGCGGGAAUGAGAUUGUAACACCAGAAUAACUCCUGAGAGAAUAUUAGCUUCCAAGAAGCCGAGGGGAAGCUUGCUCUAUUUUUUUGGCAAUGUUUGGUCAACUUGAUAAGGAGAUCAGAAAACAGGCCAUGGCGAUAGCUGCUGAACUAUCCCAAGAGGAAAGUGCUAUCAUUGUGUUUCUGUGCACAGAUUUUGUCGAAGGGUACUCAGUGACUGGGGAAGUGAAAGAACUGUUUGAAAUUCUGAGCAAGCGGAACCUGCUGAGGCUUGAUCUUCUGAUUGAACUGCUUUAUCGGAUAAGGAGGCUUGAUAUCCUGAAGAAAAUGAAGGUAGACCUAAUGCAUCUGGAGAAUAAUUUGAGAGCUGGUAAAGGACGCGUGUCUACAUACAGACAACUGCUGGUGGACAUCAGUGAGGACCUCUCGCAAGAAGAUUUGAGAUCGAUCUUAUUUUUAUUGAGUUGUCAAAUUCCAAAAGGCCGCCUGGAAACAGUGAAGACUUUCUUAGAUUUGGUUGUUGAACUGGAGAAAUCUGGCAAAAUUGAUGAGAAUAAUUUGGCUGUGGUGGAAGAUUGCCUUACCAAUAUUCGGAGAAUCGAUCUGAAAAAGAAGAUCACAAAAUACAAGCAGAUGCGUGAACGUAUGAGCCCUGUAAGAAGGUCAGAUGCCUAUCAGAACGUCAUUCCUGUUUCUGUUCCCCAGCAGGAGUGUGGAUUUGGUCCAGAGCACUUUGAACAACUUGGGAUGAGAAGCAGUGUGCAGCCUGUGAUUACAAACCAGUUAUUGAGACAACAUAUUCCCUCCAAUUGCCCAAGGUUAACAAUAACCUUAUCUGAGGAGCCUAACGUGACAGAACUGAGCAGUCCAGUGCCUGAGUCAGCACAGCCCACUGCUCCAAGAGCAAGCUAUGUGGUCCAGCAGGUAGCGAACGGACUGGAAACUUACAAGAUGCAGAGUAACCCAUUUGGCCUUUGUUUAAUCAUUGACUGUAUUGGAACUGAUGCAGGUCUGUUAAAGGAGACAUUUGAGGCACUACAUUUCAGUGUCGUCCUCCAUCUCUACGUUGAGCUGAACGAGGUGGAAAAGAUUUUGAAAGAAGCAUCAGAGCGGGAUGAUCUAGGCGCCCUUGACUGCUUUGUUUGCUGCAUUAUCAGCCGUGGCACGCAGGAUUGCAUCCUUGCAGUUGAUGGGAAUGACCCUGGACUUCCCUUUAAGCAAAUCCAGCACUAUUUCAAAGGGCAGCAAUGCCACUCCCUCUUGGGCAAACCUCGGCUCUUCUUUGUUCAGGAUUUCCUCAGAACUGCAGCGAAUGGCGAAUUGGAGCUGUCCAGUGCCCAGAGUAAUGGAGACCUAAUUCAAGUUGAUGGCAAUAACUGCGAGGAAAUAGUUCCUCAGGAAGCAGACAUCCUGUGGUGUUGCUGCCAGAUUUCUCAGAGCCUACUUCACCAAGCACCUCAACAGCCAUCCUCCUUCAUGCGCACUCUGUCAGAGUAUCUGUGGAAGUAUCGACACAGGUCGGACUUGAUUUCAAUCCUUACCGAGGUGAAUAGGAAGACGAUGUUAAGAAAUGAGCAACUGAGCCAACAGCAGGCCACGCCUCUCAUCCUGCAGCACACUCUGAGGAAGCAGCUCAUCUUUCCCUGAAUGCCACCGCAAACCUACAUACGCUCUGUAGUCUGCAUUAGGAAAUAUAUCAAGCGCUCAAGACCACUGACCAGAUGAAAGUCUAUUGACAGUCUGUUACCAGAACAACCUUUCCAACGUCUAUAAGCUGUGAUACCUGGGUACUUGGAGCAAGAGGGGUGGUGCACAUCCUCAUGUCCAAGAGAGAUACUUGUAUCAUUGUGCGCUCUCGGCCAGUGAGGUAUGCAAGAGACUGGAGGGGUAUCAAAGCUAGCAGGAAGAUCCUGAUUGCUAAGAGAGGGGUCUAGGUGGAGAAAGUGGGCUUGGGCUUAGAGGCUUGGCACAGUGCAGCACGGGGUAGAGCUCAACGUGUGGGUUGGUAGAUUGAUAGCCCAGACCAAAUUGCUCCUGGUGUGGAGGUGACUGGUAGAAUCUGGCAGGGAAUUGAUGUGGAUGUGGGUAGAUGAGGUUACAGGGAAAGAUAAUGUGGGUAUGUGAAUGUGCUGUGAGCCAGUGUAAACUCAGUGGACUGUAUGGUCAUAACUAUGUCAUAACUUAAGAAAGAAAUCAGGAGGGCUAAAAGAAGGCGGGAGGUCAUUUUAGCAGACAAGGCAAAGGGGUUCUACACAUAUGUUGAGAGCAAAAGGAUUGCAAGGGUCAAAAUUGGACCUCUGGAAGAUCAGAAUGAUAAUCUAUGUGUGAAGCCAAAUGAGAUGAGGGAGUUCUUAAGUGGAUUUUUUUGCAUCAGUAUUUACUCGGCAGAUGGACACAGAGUCUAUGGAAGUGAGGCAAAGCAGCAGCAAGGUCAUGUGCCUUAUACAGAUUACAGAGGAGGAGGUGUUUGCUGUUGAGGCAAAUCAGGUGGCCAAAUCCCCAGGGCCUGACAGGGUGUUCCCUCGGACCCUGAGGGAGGCAACUGCAGAAAUUGAAGGGGCCCUAGCAAAGAUACUUAAAUCAUUCUCAGUGAUAUAUGAGGUGCUGGAGGACUGGAGGAUAGUUAAUGUUGUUCCACUGUUUAAGAAAGACUCCAGGAAUAAACCAGGAAAUUAUAAACUAGUGAACCUGACAUCAGUAGCAGGAAAGAAAGUAUUCUAAGGGACCAGAUAUGAGUUUUUGGAUAGACAGGGACUGGUUAAGGAUAGUCAGCAUGGUAGAUCAUAUCCUACCAAUCUUAGAGUUUUUGAGGAAGUUACCUGGAAAGUUGAUAAAGGUAAGGCAGUGGAUGUUGUUUACAUGGACUUCAGCAAGGCAUUUGACAAGUUCCCGCAUGGAAGGUUGGCCAAGAAGGCUCAGUCGCCUGGCAUUCAUGAUGAGGUAGUAAACAGUACUAAAUGUUUGUUUUGCGGGAGAAGGUAUAGAGUGGUAGUAGAUGGUUGCCUGUCUGACUGUGACUGGUGGUGAGCCGCAGGGAUUAGUGCUGGUUUUGAUGUUGUUUAUCAUCAAUAUUAAUAUUCUGGAUGGUAAUAUAGUUAACUGGAUCAACAAAUUUGUGGAUGACACCAAGAUUAGGGGAUGUAGGGACAGCAAGGAAGACUAUCAAAGCUUGCAGCGGAAUCUGGACCAACUGGAAAAAUGGCAGAUGGAAUUCAAGGCAGACAAGUGUGAGGUUUUACACUUUGGGAGGACCAACCAGGGUAGGUCUUGCACAAUGAACAGUAGGGCACUGAGGAGUGUGGUAGAACAAAGGGAUCUGAGAAUACAGGUCCAUAAUUCAUUGAAAGUGACAUCACUGUUAUGUUGAAUUUUUAUAAGACAUUGGUGAGGCCUAAUUUGGAGUAUUGUGUGCAUUUUUUUGGUCACCUACCUGCAGGAAAGAUGUAAAUAAAAUUGAAAGAGUACAGAGAAAAUUUACAAGGAUGCUGAGUUAUAAGAAAAGACUGAAUAGAUUAGAACUUUAUUCCCUAGAAAGAAGAAGAUUGAAGGGAGAUUUGAUAAAGGUACAAAGUUAUGAGGGGUAUAGAUAGGGUAAGUACAAGUAGGCUCUUUUGGGUUGACCACAAGUAGGGGUCAUGGGUUAAAGGUGAAAUUUUAAGAAGAACAUUAGGGGAAACUUCUUCACUCAGAGGGUGGUAAGAGUGUGGAAUGAGCUACCAGCGCAAGUGGUGGAUGUGAUUUUGAUUUCAAUAUUUAAGGGAAGUUUUGGAUAGGUUCGUAGAUGGGAGGGGUAUGGAGAGCUAUGGUCCAGGUGCAGAUUGAUGGGACUAGGCACUUUAAGUAGUUCAGCACAGACUAGAUGGCCGAAGAGCUUGUUUUUGUAAUGUAGUUUUCUAUGAUUCUCUGAGGAAAUAAGCAUCAUUGAAUGCACUCUUCCAGUUUUUUCUGCUACAUCAUAAACUUAAUGCUUUCUCCUUAUUCUAUAUUUGAAUAAUUUUUUUUAUCAUUUUAAGUAGUUUUGCAAUAGUUACUGUCAACAUCGGACUUUUCAGGUUCAGCCUGAAACCUCUUUCAAUAUUUUUAUUAAUAUUAUAUAAAUUGCAUGAAUACAAAUACAACAUUCAUAAGGAUACAAGUAAUUUGAAUUACAUUACAUUUAAGUCACAGUAAUAUGAUCACAGUAUCCCAUAUUCCAAAUCAAUCAUGUAGAAAAAAAGAUUGAAUUAUGAAAUGAAAUAAGAUAAAAUAAUUUUAUUUUAUUAAAAAAAUCUUACCCCCACUUCUUCUUUGUCUUGUUUUACGGCAGUUGGCACCCAGCUUAAUGGUGCAUUACUGCCACCUUCUGCUCCUGAGUGUGCAAUAGACUUGCAUUCUAAAUCCCUUCACACAAUCACACACACACACACACACACACACACACACAUACCCUAAUUUACACUUUAUCCUCCCACCUUUGGCCAUCCUAGUACCCUAUUCCUGUUUAUCUGCCAUAUCCUAUUUUAAAAAAAAAACCCUGUACCCCUUAAGAAAGAUAAAAAUACCCUAAUGUACCCCCACUACCAAAAUGAGCUGGUUGGUGGAAAAAAAAUACCUUGCCAUUUAAUAUUAUAAUAAUGGCUCAGAUCUAUACUUUAAUAACAGUUCAAAGAUUAUGAAAAUAACUCAGAAAGGGUCCCCAUAACAUUAGAAAAUCCUGUUUAGAAUCAGAAAUCGAACAACAAAUCUUCUGUAGAUCAAGGCAUAACAUAACAUCAGAUAGCCAUUGAACACGAGUGGGCGGGGCAGCCUCCUUCCACUUGAGCAAGAUCACCCUCCUGGCCAUAAGAGACAUAAAGGCCAAUACCCGCAAAUUAGAUGGCUUCAAUUUUGUAGCACUAUCCUCAACAAUACCAAACAGGGCAGUCAAAGGAUUGGACUUAAAGCUGACAUUGAAAAGUGCAGAAAAAAUUUGAAAUACAUCUUUCCAGAAUUUUUCAAGGCUCGGACAUGUCAAAAACAUAUGAAUUAGUGUGGCCACUCCAUUAGUACAUCUAUCACAGUAAGGGGAAAUAUCUGCGGUAAAUGAGAGAGCUUGUCUUUAGACAUAUGAACUCUAUGUACCGCUUUGAAUUGUAAUAAAGAAUGACAAGCACAUAAUGAUGGAAGAAUUAAUCAAUUUUAAAAUAAUCUUCCAGCUCUCUUCAGAUAAGAAAAUCUGUAAAUCCUUUUCCUAGUCUCCUUUCAUUUUACCUAAAGAGGCCUUUUUCAGUCCCAACAGUAGACCAUAAAUGUAAGAUAUUGAACCGUUGUCAAAGGGUCUCAAAUUUAAAAUUGUAUCUAUUAUAUUCUUAUCUGGACUUGUAGGAAAUGUAUGUAAUUGAGAUCUUAAAAAAUCUCUAAUCUGUAAGUAUCGAAAAAAGUGCGUAUUGGAAAGGUUCAAUUUCGUUGAAAGUUACACAAAAGAAGAGAGAUUCCCUCCAUCAAACAAAUCCUGAAAUUGUUUUAAUACCCAAUCUAUCCCAUUCUUUAAAAGAUAAGUCAAUUAAAGAUGGUUUAAAAAAACAAUUAGAAAAGAUGGGACUCGAGAGGGAGAAUCUCAAUUAACCAAAAUAUUUUCUAAACUGUAACCAAAUCCUCAAAGUAUGUUUGACCACCACAUUGUCAGUUAGUUUAUUUAAAGAUAAAGGAAGCGAGGAUCCAAGUAAAGAAAUAAUGGAAAAUGUCAUAACAGAGUUGACUUCCAAAGAAACCCAUAUAGGGUAUUUCUCAUGGUUAAUGUAAUAUAUUCAGAACGUAAUAUUUCAUAUAUUAACUGCCCAAUAAUAUAACCUAAAAUUGAGUAAGGCAAAGCCUCCAUUCUGUUUGGUUUUUUGAAGGUAAGCUUUAUUUAUUUGAGAUUUUUUAUUCUUCCAUAUAUAAGAAGAAAGAAUUGAAUCCAAAGAGUCAAAAAAAGAUUUAGGAAUAAAAACAGGCACAGCUUGAAAAAGGUGUAUAAAUUUGGGUAGGAUACUCAUUUUAAUAGUAUUAAUUUGGCCAAUCAGUGAUAAAGAGAGGUGACCAAUUAAAAAGUUUUUUAUAACAUAAUUCAUUAAAGUUAAAGAAUUUUCCUUAAAUAAAUCUUUAUAAUUCUUAGGAAUUGUUACUCCUAAAUACAUAAAUCAUUUUCUUAAAAUUUUGAAAGGAAGGUUAAUAUCGGUAUUAAAUUGUUUAAAGGAAACAGUUCACUCUUAUGUAAAUUUAAUUUGUAUCCUGAGAACUGACUAAAAUUAGUCAGUAAAUGGAACACAAAUGAUAGAGGUUGUAACAUUAGAUAUAAAAAGCAAUAAGACAUCAGCAUAGAGUGACACUUUAUGAAUAGUACCUCUCCUUAAAAUACCAGUAAUCUCUUUAGACUCUCGAAAAGCAAUAGCUAAGGGUUCUAAUACCAAAUAAAAAAGCAGAGGGCUCAAAGGACAAUGUUGUCUAGUCCCACGUUGGAGUUUAAAGGGUUUAGAAUUCUGAAGAUUAGUAAGGACACUAGCGGAGGGAAAUAAAUAAAGUAAUUUAAUCCAAUGAAUAAAAUUAGGUCCAAAAUUAAAUUUUUCUGAGGAUGUAAAAAGAUAAUUCCAUUCAACUCUGUCAAAGGCCUUCUCCGCAUCCAAAGAUAUCACACAUUCUGAUAUUUCCUUAGAUGGAGAAUGCAUAACAUUUAACAAAUGCCAUAUAUUAAAAUGGGAAUAUUGAUUUUUAAUAAAUCCUGUCUGAUCAUCUGAAACUAUAGAAGAUAUAUUUUCAAGUCUGCAAACCAACACUUCACUCAAUUUUGAUGCUAAAAUUUUAUCUAAAGAGAUAGGUCUAUACAAAGAACAUUCAGUAAGAUUCUUAUUCUUUUUGAGAAUGAGCAAAAUGGAAGCUUUGUAAAAAGAGUGCGGUAAUCUUCCUACCUUAAAGGAAUCUGUAAGGGUAGAACAUAAGUGUGGUAUAAGUAAGGAGGAAAAAGUCUUAUAGAACUCUCCAAAGAAUUCACCGGGUCCUGGGGAUUUCCCAGAAUGAAUUCUCGUAUAGCCUGAGCAAUUUCCUGCUGGGAAAUGGGUUGAUCCAAUUGCCUACGACCAUCUAUCAAAAGAUUAGGAGUAUUUAAUUGAUCUAAAAAAUUAUUCAUUGCAAUAUUAUCAUUAACAGAGUCAGAAUUACACAAUUUGGAAUAAAAUUCCCUAAAAGUGUCAUUAAUUUCAAAGUGGUCAGUUGUCAUGUCCCCAUUAAUUUUAUGUAUUUCUUUAAUUUGCCGCUUGGCUUCAAUUGAUUAGCCAGUAGGUUACCAGUUUUAUCUCUGAAUAUAAAAUUGACUUCUAUCUUUUAAAAGCUGGCUUUCAAUUGGAUACGUUAAAAGAAGAUCAUAUUUAGUUUUGGUUUCAAUACGUCUCUUGUAUAUUUCAGGAUCGGAUACCGGAGCAUAUUUAUGGUCCAGUUGUUUUAACUGAUUAGCUAGUUCGUUUCUCUCUUUGUUAACUUUUUUAAUAAUGUUUGCAGUAUAAGAAAUAAGUUGACCCCGGAUAUAUGCUUUAAAAGUAUCCCAUAUAAUAAGACUAGACGUCUCUUCCAAUGUACUUCCUUCAAAAAAAAGAGUAAUUUGAAUCUCCAUAAAUUUUAAAAAACCCUCAUCGGAUAACAGAGUUAAAUUAAAUUUCCAAAAUCGACUUAUAGGGUUAGGACCAAGAAGAUUUAAAGAUACAAGUACAGGAGAGUGGUCAGAAAUAGCAAUCUCUUUAUAUUUGAUCGAUUGAACCAAUGGAAUCACUUGACUGUCAAUAAAAAAAAAUAAUCACUCCUGGUAUAAGAAUGAUGGACAUGAGAGAAAAAAGAAUACUCCCUGUACGUCGGAUGAAGAAAAUGCCAAGAAUCAACUAAAAAAAUUUAUAUAUAUUCUUAACACUUUAUUUUUUCUUAUUAUUAUUGAUAUAGUUUAGCUUUGUUAAUCAGUUAUUUGGUAAUUUGAUUCCUCAUUGUAUAA